Molecule: messenger RNA, 2019 nt
Organism: Knipowitschia caucasica
Lineage: Eukaryota; Metazoa; Chordata; Actinopteri; Gobiiformes; Gobiidae
Source: the annotation of a GenBank genome assembly
AUGGAGGUCACCCGGAGGAAUUUUAAAGAGAGCCUGCCCACUGUGUACGAGGCUAUAGGAGAGGCAGACUUCCUGGCCAUCGAUGGAGAGUUCUCUGGCAUCAGUGACGGUCCAAAUGUGAGCGCGCUGACCAACGGACUGGACACCCCCGAGGAGCGCUACACUAAACUCAAGAAGCACUCGAUGGACUUCCUCCUCUUUCAGUUUGGCCUGUGCACGUUCAAGUACGACCAGUCAAAGUCCAAAUACAUCAUAAAGCCUUUUAACUUCUAUGUAUUCCCUAAGCCCUUCAACAGAUCUUCACCUGACAUCAAGUUUAUUUGUCAGAGUUCCAGUAUAGACUUCCUGGCGAGUCAAGGGUUCGACUUCAACAAAGUCUUCUGCAACGGAAUCCCGUACCUGAACCAGGACGAGGAGGUGCAGCUGAGGGAACAGACAGAGGAGCGGCGGAACCAGCACGCCAACGGCGUGGGCACGCCAUCCUUCAACUCUCCCUCUUCAAAGAGCCCUGCCCACGUGCCCGACGAGCACAAGGACUUCAUCAGCAAAGUGGUAAAAAAAGUGGAGGACCUCCUCACAAGCUCUGACAAGUGUGUUGACUUGGAGCCAUGCACAGGGUUCCAGAGAAAGCUCAUGUAUCAGACGUUGAACUGGAAGUUUCCAAAAGGGAUUCAUAUAGAGACUGUGGAAACAGAAAAGAAAGAACGCUUUAUCCAAGUGAGUAAAGUGGACGACGAGGAGAGGAAGAGGCGAGAGCAGAAGAAGCUGGAGAGGGAGCAGGAGGAGUUGAAUGAUGCAGUGGGCUUCUCCCGGGUGAUCCACGCUAUCUCUAAAUCUGGCAAGCUGGUGGUGGGCCACAACAUGCUGCUGGACGUCAUGCACACCAUUCACCAGUUCUACUGCCCCCUCCCCGAGGAUCUGCAGGAUUUUAAGGAGGUCACCAUGUGUGUGUUUCCCAGGCUUUUGGACACAAAGCUGAUGUCUUCAACACAGCCUUUCAAGGAGCUGAUCAACAACACGUCUCUGGCAGAGCUAGAGAAGCAGCUGAAGGAGACGCCCUUCAGAUGUCCACAAGUCGAAACUGCAGAAGGCUUCUCCAGCUACAACACGGCCCAGGAACAGCUGCACGAGGCGGGUUAUGACGCCUACAUCACCGGCCUCUGUUUCGUCUCCAUGGCCAACUAUCUGGGCACGUUCCUGACUCCUCCCAAAAGUCACAUCUGUGCUCGCUCCAAACUCAUCGAGCCCUUCUACAAUAAGCUGUUCCUCAUGAGGAUCAUUGACAUCCCCUACCUCAAUAUAACGGGACCAGACUUGCAGCCCAAGAGGGACCACGUUCUAUAUGUCACUUUCCCUAAAGAGUGGAAGACCAGUGACCUGUACCAGCUCUUCAGUGCCUUUGGAAACAUUCAGGUAUCCUGGAUUGAUGACACCUCUGCCUUUGUGUCUCUGAGCCAGACGGACCAGGUGCAGAUUGCGAUGAACACUAGCCGCUAUGCCGAGAGCUACAAGAUCCAGAAAUACGCAGACUAUGUCCAGGCCAAGCAGACCAAAGACCAGCAGGACAGGCAGAAGCAGAGGCAGCCUCCCAAGACCUGGGGAGAGGAUAGCUGGAGCAAUAAGAGCCACUACUCCUCUGCCACGACCUACACACGGAGCUUGAAGCGCAGCAUCAGCCCAACGCAGCCCGAAGGGGGGGCCGAGGUGCAGGGAUGGUCCCACUUCUCUUACGCUGACGUGGCGGGAGGAAAGAAGCCAAAGACAGAUGGCGAGAGCAACUCUGACGCAGUGGAGAGCAAGACCUCUGAAGGCUGGCUGAAGACCGCAGAGAUGUCCGAAUCCUCUGACUCCAGUCCAGAGCAGCAGGGGCAGAGCAGUCCAGAGGCGGUGGACACGGAGGGCACCGGUGCCUGGCACCAGGCCCCCGCACCACAUAAGAAGGGCCACAAGAACAAGAAGAAAAAGAACCAAGCAGCGGCCUCUUCCUCUGGGCUGUUCGAGGUGCCGGAGGUCUGGUAG